AAAAAAAAAAAGGACGCCGCUCCAACUGUGAAAGUAGACCACGUGACUGUGCGGCGAUGCGUGAACAAUGACGCAGUGCGUGUGGCCAAGCGGGAUACAGUGAAGAACAGAACUAAAUCAAAAUGGUGCGCAAAAAGAUGUUCAAGUUAGCAACAUGUUAUGUGCUUUUCCUCGCUGUCAUAAACAUCCGUAGUACGACAGGCAAUAGUACUACUACUGCUACAACUACGACCACAACAACACCGACGACGCCGCCUGGCUCGACGGAGAAGACGUACUCCAGCGACCUGGAGCGCUUCUUCGCCAGUGACUACAACAAGGCGACGUAUCUGGUUCUCCCAGCCAUGAUCAUCAUCUACGGCGGCUGUUCCGCCAUCUACUGCGUGGCCAAACUGCGACGUUACCUGCGGCGACGAGGACGUCCCACGCAGACGGAGGUGCGCAAGAUGCGCGCGGAAAACAACGCCGCCUUCGAGGUGGUCGACGACGGCGCGGACAAGGCUCGGCUGACCCCAGGGCUGAAGAAUGAGGAAUUGUCGCUCAUGUUCAGCGCGCUACAGGCGCCAGUCGGCAGCUAUCGUGACGCCAAGACGGGCGACAGAUCCUGGAGCGCGGAGAAGAGCGUGGCCGUGGAGGUGUCUAAGAUGGACAGUCAGAUAAAGCAGGCAAUGGAGAUGAUCAGCAACGUCACUUACGGAAUUAAAGAAAAACGAGUUCGACAGCUGAGGUCGAAACCAGACGUACUGCCGACGAUGGAAGAGAACCUCGUUCCCAUUAAGAAGAAGCGGAAGUUCAAACAGAAAACGUACCUGGCUUAAGGAUGACUGGGCGUGCGUUCAGCCAAUCAGCAACGAGUUUACAGCGAAACGUUCGUGACGUAUUCAAAAUGGCUGCUGAAAGAUUUUUUUUAUAUUAUUAUUGGUUGUGCAGCAAAUGUAAUGGUUAAAGCUGGGGUUUCUUGUGUAUUUAUUGAGAUUUAAGCGUUUAAGAGUAGCUGGAUCAUCAACUUUUUAUUUCUUCACGUGAUGUGUGGGGUUUUUUUUAUUUUCUGGCUACAUAUUUUCGAAGCUAUCUUAACGCUAGGAUAUCGUAUUUAACCGUCAUAGGCUAUGACGUCAAUAAGACACACCACAGUCUACGACGGUUUUACGAUAUCGUAGCGCUAAGAUAUCUUCGAAAAUCCAUGUCCAGUAUCGGAUAAACCUUACUGACAAUCUAGGUCACAUUAAAACCUUGUUUUAUAUUCAGACGGGUCACGUGGCUGAGCGCUACUAUGGAAUAGAGAAUGCAGCUUUAACAGGUCUGUUGAUAGCGGAAAGCCGCGACACAGAUGCAAAAUGGUUGGGUGCAGGCUUAUCCUUUAGCUUUUGCAAUUUGAUUUAUUUAUUUUAUUUUUUAUUUUUUUAUUAUUUGUAUUUGUUUUUUUGUUGUUGUUGUUUUGUUUUGUUUUUGUUCUUUCUUUCUUGUUUGAAGUGUUAAUAGUCGUAUGGACAUUUUGAAUCAGUUUUUCCAUCAUUUUAGCAUUGGGUUGUACAGUGAAUGAAUGAUUCGAUUGGCCUCUAUGCAAAUCAGUUCACAUUCGAUCUUUUCACCACCACACAUUUACGUUUUCAAGUAUAAAUGACAAUCCAGGCGUGGAUUUACGUAAAAGCCCACGUACCCCCAGAACCACCCCACCUACUCCUAAGUUUGUCAGUAAAUCACUUUCUAAUGACGUCGUUAGCUUUGCAGGUGUUAUAGUCUAUUUGAUGUCCGGAAAACAAUGUAAUUAACCAUUCACAUUACGGAACAUGCUCACCAUCAGUUUACAAUGUGCCUUUGUAAAAGGUUAGGAGUCAUCCCCCUUUAAACACUCUAGAUUCGCGCGUGGAAACGUACGCAGUAAACAAUUUACCUGAACGCACCCCCGUUUUUUUUUAUCUAUAGACUGACUAGUAAAACAAAAUCUACAAAUUUAACCUACAGGAAUAAAAUUCUUAAAAUAUGUUUUUCAUUUGAAUAAUAGCAUGUGAUAAACACAAUAAUUUGUCUGCUAAAGAUUAUAUCAACGAUACACAAACUUCUUAUUCAUAAGAUUGUUACAUUAUAUACGAAAGCCAUAAUAACACAAACAAAAAUUAUAUCUCAAAGUGCAAACAUUUUCCUACAAACACAAACAAUAUUUUCUUGUCUUCAUCCGUUUAAAAAAAAAAAUUCGAGAAUGGUAUAAAUUAUUUAUCUUUUAUUACUCUUUUAAUGAAUAAAGUGGACUGGGGAUAAUUCAAGGUAUGAUUUUAGCAUUCAUUUGUAGUAGUCAACGUACAAUUCUGUGAUAUGUUUGCUUGUCUGUGAUAUUUAUUAACUUUGUUCAUGUGGAAAAAAAGAAGUUAUUUACACAUUGUUCUGUAAAAUUCAGAAUAUUUCACGUAAAAAUAACAUUCCAGUAUGAAUUAAUAUUUAUUUUGUUGCUUUAUAGCAAACGUUCAUAGAUGGAUUUAGAGGUUUCUACAGCGAAAGUAUACGCACCCUGUUAUAACAAACUAUAUAUGAUAUAAUAUAUACGAUAUAACAUAAUGAUAUAAUAUUAUGAUAUAAUAUAGUAUAAUUCGUUUAAUUAAACAUGCAAAUGGAAAUUCAAGUUAAGAUUAUCAAACUGUAUCCGAAAUCACCACAAACGUUAUAUAGGCCUACGUACGGGGUUGGAAAAUAGGCUUAUCUUAUAGAAGGGGUAACAAAUAUUUGUAAAUUACAAAUGUACGUAAAAUACGCUAGAACAUAUUGGUCUGAAUUUACAAAGCGUUAUUUUGACUUGCACGCAUGUAACUGCAUAUAUUUACAAUGAUUAUGCUAUACAUGUAUGCGUUUAACACGACUAAGCUUCGUAAAUUCGGCUCAUUAAGUCUAAUUAUCAAACCUUUUUUCUUCUGGUUUUUGGGGGUUGUUUUUUUUCAUCUAUUUUAAAUGUUACUUACGAACACACGAAGUAGGGCUACAGAGAAAGGUAGACAGGCAUCCUUUAACAAUAUUGGUGCUUGGUGCUCCUUUUUCUAAACUUUUAACCCGUCUGAGAGCUUAAUGGAAUACAUAACUAUCGACGUGUGCGUGCAUGCUCUUCUAUUAAGACGUUUCCCAGUUAGUUAUUGAAAUUGCGCAAGAAUAUUUGUAUGUCUUACGGUACAACACGUAUUCUGCAUCUUUGUAGAAAUUAGUUCUGCUUAUAAUAUAUCUUAGCAAAUAACUUUAUAUUGCUAGAAUCCACUGAUUGAUCAGUUGUAUUAUUAUACAUGUAUAGUGUGUGUGUGUGUGUGUGUGUGUGUGUGUGUGUGUGUGUGUGUGUGUGUGCGCGUUAGUUAAGUCUAAUGUUACCACCAACUUAUUUGUUGUUGUUUUAGGAGUUUUGUUUUAUACUUUUUUUUAGGGCUGGUUGAGGGGGUCACUAUUGCUUUUGAGACAAUUAAGACUAAAUGUAAAUAUUGUUUUAUCACUGUUCGCAUAGUAUAUAGUCACGUUUGUUGAUUUCUUGUUAAAUUCAAAUAUUUUACUUCAUAUAGACCUACUAUGACAAUAUUGUUAUUUUCUGUGAUACUGUCGUGCAAUAUAUUAUAAUAUUAUAUUUAUAUUGUAAAUAUAUUAUUAUUUAUGCUAUGUAUGUUACCAAGUUCUACUGCAUGUCUUAAGAUUAACCACCAUUUUUACGAUCAAGAUUAUAUUGCGACAGUAUUUUUUUAUAUAAUGGAACAUGACCAAGUUACUCACUAAACAGUGGUGGAUCUAAGGGGGUAGUGGGUUUAAGGCCCCCUUUAGCUGCCAAGUAAAGGAAAUGCACCUUUAAUGGGACAGAACCUAGUUUCAUCCCAUGAAAAUGCACACUAAGUUUAGUUAAUCUACAAACCUGUAACACAUUUGGAUAAAGUUACAACUGAGUUAAACAUGAGUCUGUGACUUUGUGAAAUACCCUCUA
Messenger RNA from Gigantopelta aegis, 3940 nucleotides. RefSeq lists its product as uncharacterized. The record is from RefSeq and is a predicted model, not a curated record. Lineage: Eukaryota; Metazoa; Mollusca; Gastropoda; Neomphalida; Peltospiridae. The coding region runs from base 123 to 818 and encodes 231 amino acids. The transcript is spliced from 3 exons.